AUGAUCCGUCGAAUACAGCCACGAUGCGACGCGAGCUUGAAUGGUUCAGUCUCCACCGUCGCAAUCCUGAUGAUGAAAUUCUCGACGGAUGUUGCGGUUCAUUCUCCUUGCACUUACUUCGUCCACCUCCUCACUCGCCGGCCGUUUUGCUCUGCGUCUCCGCCUGUACGCACUCUUCCGGCGGAAGAAUCUGACCAAUCGAGUGUUCCACACCGUAUACUCUCAAUUCUCUCCAAACCCAAUUGGCAAAAGUCUCCGUCUUUGAAAUCAAUGGUUCCGGCGAUAAGCCCUGCCCACGUCUCGUCACUGUUCUCACUCGAUCUAGAUCCCAAAACAGCUCUUGAUUUCUCGCAUUGGAUCUCACAGAAACCGAGAUUCAAGCACAGUGUCUAUUCUUUUGCAUCUCUUCUUACUCUUCUCACUAACCAUGGAUAUAUGGGUGUUGUGUUUAAGAUCAGGUUAAUGAUGAUAAAGAGCUGUGAUUCAGUGAGAGACGCGUUUUUUGUUUUGGAUUUCUGUAGGAAGAUGAGUAAAGAAGAAAGAUUUGAGCUCAAGUAUAAGCUUNCUAUUGGGUGUUACAACACAUUGUUGAAUUCGUUGGCUAGAUUUGGAUUGGUAGAUGAAAUGAAGCAACUUUUUAUGGAAAUGUUGGAGGAUGAGGUUUAUCCGAACAUUUACACGUAUAAUAAAAUGGUUAAUGGGUAUUGUAAGGUAGGGAAUGUGGUAGAGGCGAAGCAGUAUGUGAGUAAGAUAGUUGAGGCUGGAUUGGAUCCUGAUUUUUUCACGUAUACCUCUUUGAUUAUGGGUUAUUGUCAAAGGAAGGAUUUAGAUUCUGCUUUUAAGGUUUUUAAUGAGAUGCCAUUGAAGGGAUUCCGUAGAAAUGAGGUUGCAUACACUUACCUUAUACAUGGUCUUUGUGUAGCGAGGAGGAUCGAUGAAGCGAUUGGCUUGUUUGUGAAAAUGAAGGAUGACGACUGUUAUCCAACAGUUCGUACUUACACGGUGCUCAUAAAUGCUUUAUGUGGAUCAGAACGGAAGCCCGAAGCUCUUAACUUGCUAAAGGAGAUGUCAGAGAAAGGUAUUAAGCCGAAUAUUCACACGUAUACAGUGCUUAUUCAUAGUUCAUGCAGUGAAUGUAAGCUGGAUGAAGCUAGAGGGUUGCUAGAUGAUAUGCUGGAGAAAGGGUUAAUUCCAAAUGUAAUCACUUACAAUGCAUUGAUUGAUGGGUAUUGUAAGCAGGGGAUGGUUGAAGAUGCGCUAAAGGUUGUGGAGUUGAUGGAAUCACGUAACCUUAGUCCCAAUACACGCACUUACAAUGAAUUGAUACAUGGGUUUUGUAAGUGGAAUGUGCACAAAGCAAUGGGAGUGCUUAAUAAUAUGCUGGAGCGCAAAGUGGUUCUGAAUGUUGUCACUUACAAUUCAUUAAUCGAUGGGCAGUGUAGAUCUGGUAAUUUUGAUAGUGCAUAUAGAUUGCUUAGUUUGAUGAAUGAUAGAGGAUUAGUUCCAGAUCAGUGGACAUAUAAUAGUUUCAUAGAUUCUUUGUGUAAAAGCAAAAGAGUGGAAGAAGCCCGCGAACUAUUUGAUUCUCUCGAGCAGAAAGGUGUAAAUGCAAAUGUGGUGAUGUACACUGCAUUGAUUGAUGGUUACUGCAAGUCAGAUAAACUAGACGAAGCUCUUCUUAUGCUUGAGAAAAUGUUGAGUAAGAAUUGCUCGCCAAAUUCAUCUACUUUUAAUGCCCUGAUUCAUGGACUAUGUACACAUGGUAAAUUGAAAGAAGCAAAGUUGUUGGAGGAAAGAAUGGUGAAGAUGGGUCUACAGCGUACAGUUAAUACGGAUACAAUAUUGAUUCAUAGAUUGCUAAAGGAAGGGGAUUUUGAUGAUGCUCAUAGACGUUUUGACCAAAUGUCGAUCUCUGGAUCAAAGCCUGAUGCACAUACUUACACAACGUUUAUCCAAGCCUACUGUAGCCAAGGGAGACUGCCAGAAGCUGAGGAUAUGAUGGCGAAGAUGAAGGAAAAUGGUGUUUCCCCAGAUUCAGUCACUUAUUCCUCUCUGAUUAAAGGUUAUGGAGAUCUAGGGCAGACAGAUUCUGCAUUUGAUGUCCUCAAGCGUAUGCUUGAUGCUGGUUGUGAACCUUUCCAAUAUACGCUUUUGUCUCUGAUCAAACAUCUGCUAGAGAUGAAAUAUGGAAACGAGAAAGGCGGUGCAACAGAUCUCUGUCUGAUGUCUAAUAUAGAGUUUGAUAUUGUUGUUGAGCUUCUUGAGAAGAUGGUAAAACACGGUGUUACUCCCAACGCCAAAUCCUAUGAAAAGCUGAUACAAGGAAUCUGCGAAACUGGGAACCUCAGAGUUGUGGAAAAGCUGUUUGAUCACAUGCAACAAAAUGAAAAGAUAUCUCCGAGUGAGACGGUUUUCAAUGCUCUUCUUAGCUGUUGCUGCAGGUUGGAAAAGUACAAGGAGGCAGCAAAAGUUGUGGAUGAUAUGAUCCAUGUUGGUCACUUACCGCAACUAGAGUCUUGCAAAACCUUGGUAUGUGGGCUGUAUAAAAACGGAGAAAAAGAGACAGGGACUUUGGUUUUUCAGAAUUUGCUUCGAUGUGGUUAUAAUCAUGAUGAAAUAGCUUGGAAGGUCAUUAUCGAUGGUGUCGGGAAGCAGGGACUUGAAGAAGCAUUUUAUGAACUGUUCAACGUUAUGGAGAAAAGUGGCAGCAAGUUUAGCUCUUAUACAUAUUCACUGCUAGUUGAAGGACCUCCUGAUAGCACAUAG
Messenger RNA from Arabis nemorensis, 2766 nucleotides. The record is from the annotation of a GenBank genome assembly. NCBI's taxonomy places the organism in Eukaryota, Viridiplantae, Streptophyta, Magnoliopsida, Brassicales, Brassicaceae.